Molecule: messenger RNA, 354 nt
Organism: Emiliania huxleyi CCMP1516
Lineage: Eukaryota; Haptophyta; Isochrysidales; Noelaerhabdaceae
Exons: 2
Source: RefSeq, a predicted model, not a curated record
AUGUCCCGCACCGUCUCCGACACCGCGUCGGCAAAGGUCGGGAUCGACGUGUCGGCCGAUGCGGUUCUCGAGGUCGCCGCGCGCCUGCGCGUCGAGGCGCUCAAAAAAAUCGGCGCCCCGACGCUGGAGGCGCUGCGCGCCGCCGACCGCUGCCUCGAGCGGAUCGCCGCUGUCGGACUGAGGAGGCCGCUGCUGAUCGAGACGAGCAGUCUGGGCGAUCGCGACAACGAGGUGAGGCUGACAGCAGAGGAGAUCCUCUUCCAGCAGGCCGACAUCGCGCAGCGGAGCGCCGACGCGUGCAUCACCCAGUCCAACUCUGCGCCCGCCGAGAUGCGCCAGCGGGACCGCGAGGCC